This is a messenger RNA of Drosophila busckii, 973 nucleotides long. RefSeq lists its product as uncharacterized. The coding region runs from base 52 to 885 and encodes 277 amino acids. The record is from RefSeq and is a predicted model, not a curated record. NCBI's taxonomy places the organism in Eukaryota, Metazoa, Arthropoda, Insecta, Diptera, Drosophilidae. The transcript is spliced from 2 exons.
AAAUAGCGGGUUCAGAGCGCUUCCAUUUCCAUAGUUCGAUCAUAGCACAAAAUGCAUGCAGUGCGCUUGGGAUUGUUGUUCGCCACAGUGGGCGUGGCGCUGUGCAGCGCGCAAACUGUAACGGAUAAGCCGUCAGUGCCUGGUAGUACUUUGCCGGAGGCUGGCAUACCCACGCCGACGACGUCCACAACGAGUGCCCAGCCGGUGUCCAGUUUUUUGUAUAAUCAAGGCGGCAGUACUGUGCUGCAAAAUGGCGCCGGCAGCAUCUAUAAGCGGCCCGAUGGUCGCACCGUUUUGACUGGCGCUGACGGCCAAACACUUGUGACCAGCGCCGAGGACAGCGACGAGUCCAAUGAAAGCGAUGAUCAGCAGCCGGGCAACAACAAUAUUAUCAUAAAUGGACGCAGCUAUGCUGCCGGCAGUAGCUUCAUUUCUACCACUGGCAACGGCCAUGGCACUGUGCUGGUGAAUCAGGGCGGCGAGGGCAGCUACAUGAACUACAACAAUCAUCAAGUGCGCAUAGUCAAUGGCGGCUUGGAGCUCACCACGGGCGGCAAAGUCUUCAAUUUCGCCGCCAAGCAGGGCAGCAGUCAGGAGCAGGUGGACAUCAAUGGUCAGCAGGCUACGGUGACGUAUGAGAAUGGCAACAUUAGCGUUGAAUUGCCCGACGGCACAGUGCUGGCCAAAACGGAGCAGGGACUGUUCGGUGGCAAUCGCGAGAGUUAUGCCAAUCGCAAGCAGAUUCAGGAGAAUGCAGCACGUGAGGCAGCUCAGGCCACCGAGCAGGCCAGACAAUUGCAAGAGCGACUGCAGCAGCAGCUGGGCGAACAGAUGAGGAAGUUGCAAGAGGAGCUGCAACGCACGCUGGGCAACCUGCACUUCUAAUUUGUCAUUUGUAUAUACUACUUACCCCCAACUAUGUGCAUAUAUCAAAAUUCGUUUACACUCGAAUAAAGCUUAUUUCGUUGAAUUA